AUGGCAGACCAAAUAACCGAAGCCUCCCUCAAAGAGGCCCUGACCAGUCGCCUCACGGCAGUCCACGUCGAGGUCACGGACAUGUCCGGUACUACCACCCCUUCCACCGCUCAACCCCCUCGAGACCGUGGCUGCGGCCAAUCCUUCACAUCCCUCAUCAUAUCUCCCCAGUUCGAAAAGCAGUCCUCCCUCAAGCGUCACCGACUUGUCAACGCCGCACUCAAGGAGGAGAUCGCCCGCAUCCAUGCCUGGAGCGCCAAGUGCCAAACGCCCGCCGAGUGGGAGCGCGAUCGCGCCGCUUCGGGCGUGAGCGAUGGGCCGCCCCUCGAUGGUACGGUCGGCGGCAAGGUGGACGGCGUGAGCGGAUAG
This is a messenger RNA of Verticillium dahliae VdLs.17, 369 nucleotides long. RefSeq names its product BolA domain-containing protein. Gene Ontology annotation, cellular component: nucleus; cytosol. The coding region runs from base 1 to 369 and encodes 122 amino acids. The transcript has 2 exons. Gene Ontology annotation, biological process: intracellular iron ion homeostasis. Gene Ontology annotation, molecular function: 2 iron, 2 sulfur cluster binding. NCBI's taxonomy places the organism in Eukaryota, Fungi, Ascomycota, Sordariomycetes, Glomerellales, Plectosphaerellaceae. The record is from RefSeq and is a predicted model, not a curated record.